This is a messenger RNA of Fomitiporia mediterranea MF3/22, 1474 nucleotides long. RefSeq names its product acyl-CoA dehydrogenase NM domain-like protein. The transcript is spliced from 14 exons. The record is from RefSeq and is a predicted model, not a curated record. Bases 1 to 1362 code for a protein of 453 amino acids. Gene Ontology annotation, molecular function: flavin adenine dinucleotide binding; oxidoreductase activity, acting on the CH-CH group of donors. NCBI's taxonomy places the organism in Eukaryota, Fungi, Basidiomycota, Agaricomycetes, Hymenochaetales, Hymenochaetaceae.
AUGCCGUCUCACCCAGUAGAACAAAUAACCUCGCCGUCGAGUUGGGCUCUGGUUGAAGAUAAAUUCACACCAUACGGCAAAGAAACGCUCGCGAAACUCAUCAGUUUCGUUAACGAAGAAUGUAUUCCAGCACAAAAGGUUGCGCGAGCACAACUACCAGAAGAUCCUGAGAAACGAUGGAAGACAGUCAUUCCUGUCGUCGAGGAUUUGAAGGUGAAGGCGAAGAAACUCGGGUUGUGGAAUCUCUUUCUGAGCAAGGCUCAUUAUCCUGAAUUUGGUGUGCCAUUAACCAAUCUGGAAUACGCCGUCAUGGCGGAGAUUCUUGGUCGGGGUGGGCAAAUUGCCUCUGAAGCGGUUAAUUGUUCCGCCCCGGAUACAGGCAAUAUGGAGGUUCUUGCGCGCUAUGGCUUUCCAGAGCAACAGAAGAAAUGGCUUGUUCCAUUGCUUAACGGCGAGAUACGAUCCGCAUUCUCAAUGACGGAACGGUUUGUGGCUUCAUCGGACGCAACGAACAUCCAGACGUCUAUUCGACGCGAAGGCAAUGAGAUUGUCAUAAAUGGACAUAAAUGGUACAUCAGUGGCGCCGGAGACCCCAGGACAAAACUGCACCUUGUCAUGGGCAAGAGUGACCCGACAAACCAGAACACUCAUCUGCAACAAAGCGUUGUGAUUGUUCCGGUUGACACUCCUGGAGUGAAAGUCAUCAGACCAAUGCGUGUCUUUGGUUAUGAUGACGCACCUGAGGGACACUGCGAGGUGGUUUACGAGAAUGUGCGCGUACCGCUUUCUAAUCUUGUCCUUGGUUGGGGCCGGGGCUUUGAGAUUAUUCAAGGCCGUCUUGGACCUGGAAGGAUCCACCACUGUAUGCGUUGCAUUGGUGUUGCUCAAAAGGCAUUGGAUACUAUGAUCCUUCGGGUCACAGAUCCGUCUAGGAAGACCUUUGGAAAGUAUUUGUAUCAGCAUGGCACUGUCAUCUCCAAUAUCGCACAGUCGCGAGCCGACAUCGAGGGCGCACGUUUGCUCGUGCUCAGCGCUGCACUUCAAAUUGACAAAUAUCACGCGAAGGGCGCUUUGAAAGAAAUUGGCAUGGCCAAGUUCGUCGUGCCAUCAAUGGCUUUAGAGGUAGUUGACCGUGCAAUCCAAGUAUUCGGCGCCGAGGGUGUGAGCCAAGAUCAAGAACUUGCGCAGCUCUGGGCAGGUCUUCGGACUCUUCGGUUGGCUGAUGGUCCCGACGAAGUACAUCAACAGCAAAUCGGCCAGCGUGAACUAAAACGCGCUCCGGAACUCGUAAAACGAGCAGAAGCAACAAAGAAAAAGGAAGCAGAGCUACUCAAGAAGUAUCAGGUCAAAGCGCAUCUUUAAAAUGUUCUUGAUUCGUCGGAAUGGGAUAUGCUUGUUGUCAUUUCUUGGUCAAUUACCUGUCUGUAGUGACAGUGAUAGUUUCUUGAUGUAUUAAUACGAUGUAGUGGGAAGA